Molecule: messenger RNA, 1896 nt
Organism: Closterium sp. NIES-67
Lineage: Eukaryota; Viridiplantae; Streptophyta; Zygnematophyceae; Desmidiales; Closteriaceae
Source: the annotation of a GenBank genome assembly
CGCGCCCUCAGUACAAUUCUUGUUUCCGCAUUCGGUGCGAACGAGUCUCCAUUCCCGCUCCUACACUAUCCGCCUUUGCUAACUCCGACUAUUAGCGGAGACUGAGAGUCUCAUCUCGGCUAGAGAAAAAGCCAUGGCUUCCAAUCCCCCCCCUCCCAUCGGCGGCAUACAGCCGAUGACCCUCCCGGAGGUUCAGGAGCGCAUCGACCAGCUCUAUGGCGACCGCAACGCGAAGAACUUUCGCCAAGGCCUGGGUAAGGGGCUGAUGUCCGUCGGUAAGGGCGUCUUCGCGGGCGUCGGAGGGAUGGUUGCAGCGCCAAUUGCGGGACUUGUACAGCAAGGCCCGAUUGGGCUCAUCAAAGGAACAAUGGUGGGCGUCGCGGGGCUCGUCGUUCUCCCUACCGUCGGAAUCGUGCAAGGCGCGCAGCAGCUAGGGACGGGGAUUAAGAACACUCCCGACUAUAUUCGCGAGAUGAUGAAGAAGGAUAAGAGCGAGGAGGAGGCGGAGAAGAUGGAGUUAUUAGAUGAUGACGCCGACGCGGAUAGUGUUAACGAGGAGACUUACUCGCACACGCGCGAGACCGUCGAGAAGAUCGCGCUGGAUGACGCCGCAGCAGCAGCCGCCGCGGCCGCCGCGGAAAAGCGGGAGAAGAGGGAGGUCAAGGACGACGCGCUCUACGUGGUCCUGGAGGUGUCGACCGACGCGACGUCUGUGGAGAUUAAGAAGGCGUAUUACAAGCUGGCGCGUACGUGCCAUCCGGACAAGAACCCCGACGACGAGACCGCCAAGGCGAAAUUCCAAGCGGUGGGCGAAGCCUACCAGGUCCUCAUGGAUCCUGACAAGCGCGAGAAGUACGACCGCUUCGGCCGCGCGGCCCUGGACGACACGUUCAUGGAUCCCGGCGCUUUCUUCACCAUGUCCUUCGGCGCGGAUAAAUUCAAGCCGCUGGUCGGGGAGCUCACUAUCGCGUACACUGCGGCCGGGAAUCUGACGGUUGCUGAGGUGAAGAAGUGGCAGGCGACGAGGGAAAAAGAUCUCGCCGCGAUUCUGCUCAAGAGGCUGGAGCCGUGGCUGGCGGGGGACGAGGAGGGGUUUGUGCGCGACGCGGUGGCGCAGGUGGAGGAUCUCAAGGGGGAGGCGUUUGGCCUGGCGUUCCUGCACUGUAUCGGCUACACCUACUACACGCGUGCCCAGGUGCUGCUGGGCAUGACGGUCAUGCUGGGCAUCCCCAACUUCGUGAACGUGGUGAAGGAGUCCGGCCACGCCAUAAAGACCCGCCACAACGCCAUCGACGCCGCGUUUAAGCUUUCUGAGAUGCAGGUCAGUGUGGACCCGGCUAAGCCCCCAGCGAGCAGCCCAACAUGCACCAGUUCCUCAACUCCGUGUGGAUGUUAAGCGUGCUGGACAUAGAGAGUACACUGCGCCACGUGGUGGAGCUUGUAGUGAAGGACAAGACAGCUUCUAAAGAGGACAGGAAGAAGAGGGCCAGCGGGAUCAUGCGGCUGGGGAAGAUCUUCCAAGGGGCGUAGAGGAGCGUUCGACGAGGAGCAUGACAGGAUAAACCACGGUUUCCCUGAACUCCCAGGGAAAGCGCAAUUUUUCAGUGUAGUUUCAUGCCAUUUGUUCAGUGGAUUGUAGUGGAGCGGAGUGGAGUGGAGUGGAGUAGAGCGGACUACUGGCUUGGGACUUCGGACCGGAAAUAAUCCCAGGAGCAUGAGAGCAACACUGGCUGGGAGGUCAUCGGUCAAAAGAUCAGAAAGCAGUACUGCCUGAAUACAGCCCCUAAGUUCUAAGUGUGACUGGGAAUUGUCUUGUUUCUGUUGCUUUUUGCAUAGCUGGUCUUUAUUAUCCUAAUAUUCACAUUUAUCAUCACUACAUAAAUUUCCUUCCGAUUC